Odontomachus brunneus is the source of this 6358-nucleotide messenger RNA. RefSeq names its product calmodulin-lysine N-methyltransferase. The coding region runs from base 2877 to 3890 and encodes 337 amino acids. Gene Ontology annotation, cellular component: cytoplasm. The transcript has 2 exons. Gene Ontology annotation, molecular function: calmodulin-lysine N-methyltransferase activity. Lineage: Eukaryota; Metazoa; Arthropoda; Insecta; Hymenoptera; Formicidae. The record is from RefSeq and is a predicted model, not a curated record.
AUCCUUCUCUCACAUCGAGCUUCUACGUUAAUUAAUACGUAAUGAUUCCAAUGUUGCUUUUAACCGAGUAACAUAAGAAUUGCCUAAACUAGAAAUCUUUCCGUUACGCAUUAUGUUCAUUUAAUAAAUUAUGCACGUACAUCGGCGGUAAGUGAUAUCCGAAUAAAUCUGCAAUACACGACGCAGCGCGAAAACGAGACGCACACCGAUGACGUGAAAUACGACAGACAAAAUCAACGUUUAUUUUAUCUUAGAUUGAGCAAACGCGAAUAAGAACAUCAUUAUCGUAAUCUGUUAUUCAUGUGAUUAAUAUUGCACACCACAAGAACUGUUAACGACGAAAAUAAACGUGCGCGCUACGAUAUAUUUCAAAGCCGGAUAAUAUUGUUUUAGACUCGAUCGAGGCUGUGAUCGAGAUUUCGCAUAAUUGAGAGGCAAAACAUCGAACAAAGAAUAAUUAGCGGAUACACGCCUUUCGGGCGGUCAUCUGGUAAAACCUCGGGUAAAAUUUAAAUAUUAGUUUAGUGACAGUUUAAUGUCUGCGCUUUGGCACGGCUCUGCGCCGAUCCGGCUUGAAUCUUCAGUAACGAUGUUGAAACCAAGCUUAUGAUACGCUCAGACAAGUCAGCCAUAAAUAACGACGGUUAAUAUCGUUUUUCUCACCUUUAUUACAACAAAUAACUAAUAUCCUUUUUCCUCUCUCUCUUUCUCUCUCUCUUGAGCCGAGGACGUUUCAUAUUCGAGCAGAUAUAGUUCGUUCAUCCUGAAAGAACUAUACACAGACGAGGGGGAAGAAAACGAUAUAAACAAAUCAACAAACGCGUCUAUGAAAAACAUAUACGUAAAGAGAAUAUUGUAGUUCUUUUUCAUAAAAAUUCUUUCCAAUUCUGCUAUGUUUUCAAUAGUAUACGAAUAGACUGUCAGUAAGGCCUUUAUCUUGCUAAGGAACAUAGUAAACUUUGCUAGUAGACUUUGCUAGAAACGCAGCAAAUGUUUUACUAGCAUAUUUCAGUUCCUAGGAUACACACAAGUAGCACAUAUGAAAUGAAAGGAUAAUGAAUUACCGCAGAAUAUCGCAGAAUGAUUCCUCGCAUAAAAAAUCCUAUAGCAAUAUUUACUAUAAAAUUCUCUCCGUGUAGGCCGCAAAACCAAUUGCGAGUCCUCAAAGAAAGUUCGACGCGAAAGAAACUCCAUUCCGUCAUGCACGUUUGUCAACGAUACAGUCAAAAGUCCACGCAUCAUUAAAACUUCGUAACUGGGACACCUGUCGAACGCUCACACGUUCUUGUCACCAAGGAAUCGCGUCACUCGUAAGUUUCGGUAGGCCGACCAGACAAGACGAGACGGAGCUGUAAAAAUAGGAAAUAAUACUUAGGUCGCCGGUACGAUAGCCGGCGGCGAGAAAUAAUUAUGACAUUGAACACGUGCCAAGCAAAGCUGAAAAUGACAUUAAUACUCUCAUGUUAUGAUAAUAGCAACGGUAUAAUACGAAAUGAUAGAUGUCUCCUCGAGUGAAUUGUGUCGUCUCCUACAUUUCUAACGUUGAUUUAACGCGCGUUCUUGAAUUACACGCGACAAUGUUUAUUUUGUUAGCCAUGACGCGUUACAAUAUAUAUAUACAAUCUCUCGCUACUUUUCCAUCGCUGAUAAAAUCACAAACGACGUAGUCACUGCUACGCCACGGAACUGAACCGAGCAUUGUUUUUAAAUGUAUAAUUAAUAAACAAGAAAAGCAACCGUAAGCGAGAACAUUCCGCGCGUCAUUUCCACGAUGGCUUGCACGUUCGAAUGAUAAAUCUCCAAGUCUGCCAGCGUGAUCUAUCACACCACUUCCUCAAGAAGCUUCCAAGGCGUGCGUUCUGCCGAUGCACGUCGCUCUCCGAGGAGGCGAUUCAUCGCGCAUCGCAGACUCAAAUCCGAGUCGGCCAAUUCGUCAUUGAGCAGCUUCGAAUCGGGAAAGCUGGGGCUAAUUUGGACCGAAGGAGCCGCGCGUGGCUCGAGUCCCGAGCGACAGCGCGCCAGAAGAUUUUUACGAAAGCGCGACAGACACGCACGAGGGACGUCGGGGAACACCCGCGGAGAGGAGGACGACGGACGUUGGACGGACGGACGAACGGACGGUGUGCAGAAGGUAAACGGAGGCGGACGGCACGAGCGAAGCCGAGGAAGAGGGAGCAAAAAGAGCCGCGCAGGCGCCGGCCUAACGUGGAGAACGCUCGACGUCCGCGUGGCGCGAGUUAGAACUUGACUUGGUGCUUUCAGUCUUGGCCCGUCCCUUCGUCCAUCCUCGUCCUUGCCAGGCAAGAGAGAGAAAGAGAGAGAGGGAGAGAAAGAAAGGGAGAGAGAAGGAGAGAGAGAGAGAGAGCAGCCCCUACGGCGGGACCCUGCGUCAGUACCCCGCCGAAGCCGGCUGACAGAAGGAAAGUAUGCAUUCGGAGUCUCGACCGAUCGUAGGAAGAAGGACGCGGUGUCGAGGAGCACCCUGCACGAUCCACCGACCGAGCCGGCUCACUGUUCACCAGCAAUUACGAAGAGCACCGCGAUGAAGAAGACCACGCGUCGUCCACGUGCCUUCUGCGAGCUCACAGCAACGUGACUCCACGUGUCUCCAACAAAGUGUGAGAGCUCGUCCUCCAGGCAAAAUUUCGAAUUUAACUCUGCGAGCAACUUUCACGUCAACGUUUUUAGACUGGUGUCAUUGUCUCUACUGCGAAAUUUUAGGCAAAGAUGAGAUUGCUGAGUUGAGAAUAAUUCAGAAGUAACAAUCAUACUGUGAAAUCCGGAGAUAUCCGGAUAUAUCGGAAGAAUAGUAUUCUGCCAAGUCGAAGGAAAUCUGCAAGCUGCGCCUGUUACCGAUCGAUGUGGACGAUCGCGACAUGUCGCAGGAGAUUUUGCCGCGUGGGGAGGCAGCCACGAUUGCAAUGAGCGGUGCUCACGUGUCAAAAAGGAGCAGCCGUGCUCAACGUCGUUGGCGUAUCCUGGCACGAGCGCUGACCGGCUCACCGGAACCGGCCGGCAGCGACUCCGAGGAAGAGGUCUCGGUGCGACGGUUCACCAGUUUCGGCUUGCUCAAGUGUACACUGCUGGAGAACACGCUGGCGGACGGCGAGUCCAGCUGGUGCGAGUAUUCGACCGAGCUAGACGGCCGACUUUACGACGUGCAGGUACGGCGAAUCAGCAAAUGCUUCACGGCGAGCGAACUGAUCGGUUUCAACAACACCGGCAACGUAUGCGUCUGGCCGUCCGAGGAGUGUCUGGCCUACUACUUGCUGAGGAACCGCAGCCUUUGCCGGAACCGGAGCGUCCUUGAACUCGGUGGCGGCAUGAGCUGCCUGGCCGGCGUCCUCGCGGCCAAGUACUGCAAUCCCAGCGCCGUGACACUCACAGACGGCAACGUGACCAGCGUGGACAACGUGCGUUGCAUCGUCGACAGGAACGACAUGACGGAUCUGGUGGAGUGCGGCGUCGUGCAGUGGGCUCGGGCCGCCAGGGCUCUCAGACAGGCGGCGGUCAAUGGUAACCGCGUUAAGACCCGGACGGCUGACAGCGACGAAGACGCGCGAUUACCGUCGAGCCUCUACGACAUGAUCCUCUGCGCUGACUGUCUCUUCUUCGACGACGCGCGACUGGACCUAGUGGAGACUAUCUACGGCUGGCUGGCCGAUGACGGGGUCGCCCUGGUGAUGGCACCCAGACGCGGCACGACAUUCCAGAAGUUCGCCGAGGCGUCCAUCAGACGCGGCUUCAUAGCGCGCCAGACGGAACGAUACGACGAUACGGUCUGGUUGAGGCAUCUGCAGCUGUUGCAGAAUAAUCCGGAGUAUUGCCCAGAUCUGCACUACCCGGUGCUGCUGGAACUCACCAAACAGAAGAAGACGUCGCCUGGAUGAUGGGGCUCGAUCGAAGACGACGAGGACGAUCAACCGGACGAGAGCGUCAGCGAGGGAUAAGAAAAAGUGUUUGCGACAGUUUCUGAUUCGCCGGCUGGAUCGUAUGCACUUUAUUCGCGCUCAUAGCAGAGGUUGUGUGAAGAGAAUGAAUGUACUUUCCUUCCUCUCUCCCCCCUCUUUCCCUCCCCGAGCGGAGACCUACGCUAUACGUAGAGUUGUACAAGACUGCAGUCUAUGUCGUCAAGGCAAUGCCAAGGCCGACAUGUUAUUCGUGCGUCCGAUUAAGCGUUUAGCGCUCGUGUGCAUCCGCGGAUCGAUCUGCCGCUCGUACGCAUCGUUCCACAUCGUCGCUAGUGCCGCAAAAAAAAAGAGUCCGAGAGGGUAGGUUUUUAUAUUAUGCGCGAGGAUUGAAGAGGUUUGUGUAGCCGAUCUCCGCUUCGUUAAUUAAUCCGCACGUUGAGUGCGCGCGGUUGAUAUUCUCGAUCGAACUCGCAUCCCGUACAAGAAUCCAAGAGUACAAAUGUUAAUAAUAUUUGUACUUUCGACGUUUCACACACUUAUUCGGACUUAAUGAUGCGUAAAUUGAUAUACAGCCGAUGUGUAUUUGUCACUUCGAUUUGUAGCGCAUUUCGCAGCGCGAUUGUUUGUAGCGAAUAAUGCGCCGAGUGACGCGAGCAGUUCUAUAAUCUUUCGCCUUAAAUUAAUCCGCCGUAUCGUAGGUCGUGAAUAUUAGUCUCACACGUAGCAGGUGAGACUUUUGGCACCACUUUACACGCAGCGUGUAGUGCGACGAAGAGCGUAAGAAUGUCGAGCGGAAACUUUCCAAACGAGUGGACUCGUCUCUGACGAAGGGGGAGGGAGGCAGAAUUCGGAACUUAUAGGCAAUUUCGGGUCAUCCGUUUGAGGUAUUUCUUUCACGUAGUACGGACGAGAUGAAGACUGUGUCGCGGAAUGAGGUUAGUCGUCGGUUCGACAAAGACGUGGAAGAGAUUAAUGCUGCCGAUUUAACGUUACAAGAAAGAAGUUACGAGAUAAAACUACGAAUUAUCAGUUCGUUCCAAGAUAAAUAUGACGGUGUCUGCCACACCCGUAUUGUUCUUUGCUCGGGCUUAAAGCGUGACCGUUGACUGGGAGGACUCUUCUUAGGCGUACCUGAUUUUAUAUCAUGCCGGCUGCAAACGUCGCGACGAGGCGAUCGACUUUCGGAUCUGAUGCCGCAGAUUAAAAGGUCAAAGUACUAAUAUCUGCACCUAAUUCUCGGCAUUCUUAUUUCUUCUGGCCUCCAAAUUAGUUCGGAAGGGCAAAUUUAAAUACUCGAGUUUAAUGGGAAAUAAAAAGAAGAAAUAAAAACGUCUAGGAUUAGGAGCAUUGAUAUUUUUACCUUAGAACAUCAUUUAUAACGGCGAGACAAUAGUCGUAAGUUUCUCGAUCGUCAGUCCGGGACCCCGACAUUAAGUAGAUAGCUCGAAGUACUUCUCGAGAUCGUCGUUCAUCGCAGCCGGCAGGACCAAUGGUAAAGACCGGGUAGUAUUUAAAUACUGGGCUAUGUAACUGCUAGGCAUCCGUAUUGUUUCUAGCGAAUUCUGUUCAUCGCAAACUUGCGCUAACAAAUAUCCUCGUGGAUUAUUGGGAGAAUCUAGUGUCAAUAUAUUACCAAUUAAACAGAUGCUAUUGAGGGUCCAAAAAAAUGUGCGUGUGUGUAUGUUUGUGAGAGGAGUCAAGUGGCACAGAAAAAAAAGAAUGUCGACAUUUGUCGAUUCGGCGAUAAACUCGGGAGAGAUCCAAAGUGUCAAUAAAAUAUUGAUUAUUACGCUUGUUACACUAUAGAUACACUGCUAUAAUUGGCACUAUAUAAUUGCCAGAGAAGUUUAAGGACAUCCAUGAGGGAACGACUUUUACGCAGGUCGAUUUGACAAGGGGUGUAUAGUGAUUUAUUUAUUUAUUUAUUUAUGCUCGUAUAUAUUUAUACAUCUUAUGAUGACAAAUUUCUCGAAUAGUUAUUAGAUACUUCCGAGAGCGUUCUGAACCCAUUACCUCAAAGGACCAAUCAUAUAUAUAUAUAUAUAUAUAUAUAUAGUUAAGUCUAGUCAGAUCCACCAAACUUCCAUUGUUACGUACCUACUUACGUAGAUUAGAUGUGAUUAGAUAAAGAAAGUCGCUCUUUCCACUCGUGUAACACGGCGAGCUAUAACGAAUAGGGAGAAAGUUAAAUGAUCGCACCACGUAGAAUAAAGGGUUAAUUUUAUAUGAAAAAAAGAAAAUGAAGAAAGGGUUAAUCUUUUCUCACGUGCGAUUGUCCUUUUUCUGAGGUUCAGGUCACCAUAGCCAUAGAAGAGAAGGUUUUUUUCGAUCCACAUCCGCUAGGUGGAGAAUUUAUGGACUCUUUGUAGCCCUGGAGAGUUGUUGUGUACACGUGCGUUAUGCGCAUGAGAGAAAAUCUCCAUAGUAAUAAACUAUUUUCACUUAGA